Molecule: messenger RNA, 3673 nt
Organism: Pristis pectinata (smalltooth sawfish)
Lineage: Eukaryota; Metazoa; Chordata; Chondrichthyes; Rhinopristiformes; Pristidae
Gene: snap29
Product: synaptosome associated protein 29
Exons: 5
Coding region: 82-852 (256 amino acids)
Biological process (GO): synaptic vesicle fusion to presynaptic active zone membrane; synaptic vesicle priming; exocytosis
Cellular component (GO): SNARE complex; plasma membrane
Molecular function (GO): syntaxin binding; SNAP receptor activity
Source: RefSeq, a predicted model, not a curated record
UCAGGUGACUUCGGGUCCCGUGGCGACCGGCGCCUGGAUGCCGUCCGUUCGUCGCUGAGGUCAGGUGCGAGCGGACCGAACAUGUCGGCCUACCCGAGUCGGUACAACCCCUUCGCCGAGGACGAUGACGACGAGGAGCGGGGCUUCGGCCGGCCGCAAGCCGGCGGGGCGGCCUCGGAGGACGGCUGGAGCGACGCGGCCGAGCGGCAGCGCUCCCUGAGGCAGCAGGCGCUGAGCAGCGCCCGGCGGGCCGUGCAGAGCAGCGACCGCUGCGUCGCCCUCGUCUACGAGUCGGAGCAAGUGGGCGCUGACACGGCCGAGGAACUAUUACGACAAGGUGAUGCACUGAGACGAACAGAUAAAAUGCUGGAUAAAAUGGACCAGGAUCUGAAAGUUAGCCAGAGACACAUCAACAGCAUCAAGAGUAUCUUUGGUGGCAUUACAAACUACUUCAAAUCUAGGAACUCUGAACCACAAGCCUCUCCAGAACCUGAAAAGCAAACUAGGAGCAAAUUGCAAGAAAGUUUGGAUAAAAGCAAGCAGCAGGAUGAGAACUACCAGGCAAAUCAUCCAAAUUUGAGGAAACUGGACACCUCAGGUUUUGGAGCUACUAGUAGUUCUGCAGCAGAAAAUAACAAUUACCCCAAGAACAACUACCUUCGUGCUUGUCAUGAACAGAUGGAUAACAAUCUAGAUUUGAUGUCCUCUGGCUUGGGACGUCUGAAGGGUCUUGCCAUUGGCCUACAAACAGAAAUUGAUGAACAGGAUGAGAUCAUUCACCGCUUGACAGCCAAGACGGAGCGGGUUGAGUCCAAGAUUGGAGCAACUGAUCGACAGAUACGUAAACUUUAAAGAGAAGUGUUGAAUUGGGUCUCCGUGGGAUUUGCAUCAACAGCCACUACCCUUGUAGAAAUCGCACCUUUUUGUAUUCAGAUGCUAUAACAAGCAGAGUCUAGAAAUGUGCAGAUUCUCCUGAAAUUGAAUCAGUCCUCAAUGAAACUGGUUUCUGAAUUCUUGGAAUGGAUUAAAUUAGUGUUCUGUUGCCUACAUUCAGGUUUACGUUAAGUAAAUACUGACAUGUAUGAAGCUGAAGCUAACCUGCAAUGUUAGUUUAAUUGUUUUCACUUGUGUCAAUUUGUAAGGAAGAGGGAAAUUGUGUGAUUUAAACGUGUUAGUAAUGCAAACCUUGGAUGCAUUUUGCUGCACUUGCAUUGAUGUUCCUGUAACCGAAUGGAGCCAAGAGACCUCGCUUCUUGAAAACUAACUAGAACAAGGCUUCAAUUCGGAACAGUUGUCUAUGGCCGGUUGAUAUUGUCCACAAUUUUUCAUUGUCUAUUCCGUUUCAUCCAUUCAUUAUUUGUGAUUUGGCUUGCAUUGUACAGGAGCCCUGCAUAUGUGUAUUAAUUGUACAUAAUUUUUAUGGUGAUUGAUAUCUAAUACCAAUAAAUAUUUGCAAUAGUUAAGAGCAAUUAUCCAUUUCAAAACAAACCUAUUUCAAUUUUGUGUGUUAAAACCUUUUUAAAGAAGUGCUUCGAAUAUAAAGUCCUUUGUCCUUUUUGGUCUUGAUCUGUUGAAGUAAUCCAACACAGUGCAACCUGCUGUUCAGAAGGGAGAUGUAUUGAUACCACUGGAGAAGAGCUUUUCAGAGCAUACCUACUCAAAGCUGUUAAUUUGACCUUGUUUUCUCUCCAUUGCAGUCAGGAUUUCCUUUCAUCAGGGGAAGCAUUUCUGCUGACAGCUGUUACCAGAAUACCCAGCAAAUUUCCAGGAGAUUGCCUUUAUGGAAGUUAAGAUGUCAAGAGUUUUACAUGAGCAGCAUGCUCACAGAAUUACUGCAGUCCUAAAUAUUUGCUUGUGCAGUGCAAAACGGUUUUAAAUGAAGAAAAAUUAUCCUGCAAAGCUUUCUCACUUAUCAAAUUGUAUUUAUCAUUGAGCAGUGCAUUUAACAUUUAUUAUAGUGCUGUUUCUUACCUCUGUCCCUUAAACCAUUUUUACUAUUAUGAAAGGCUGAGGGCUGCAUAAUGGGGAUUUCAUUGACUGUUGAACCAAAGCACCCAUUGGGAUAGCUGUAGCACUUCUCUGGUCUAUUCACGGUGUUACAAUGCUGUAACCACUUGGUUGCUGCUGUGACCACCUACUGUUACAGUACCAUUUCUCUUGAAGAAUAAGGGAGUUUCUUUUUGUUCCUCAUUCAAUGUUUUAGCUGAAUAACAAUGCACAUCAUCAGUUUUGCACAAAGGAUCUGGAAACAAUGAGUAAAGCAACUGGUCCAGAAUCAAAAUUUUUAUCCUUGAUUCACAAGUUGUCAAUUUUUUUAAAAGGCUCAGGCUUAGAAUUGAGUCAAAGUAUAAGAGUUGGUGAAUCUUUUGAAGAUCAGUGACUGAAUUUGAAGUCAACCUAGUUGAAUGUAACUGGUGUGGAGGAUACAGUAAGCCCUUGUUCACAUUUCUAAAUGCUAGAAAUCCUGUUUAUCCACAAGUUAAUUUCUGUACCAGAAAGUGGCAUUCAGUGCCCUUUCUGAGGAUGUACCAAACCUUGUUUGCGAUCAAAGAAAAAUGAACAAAUAAGGCAUUCAUGUCCUUAAUUUGAUUUGUGCAUGUGUAAUGUUGGUUUACAGAUCAAGCUGUUUUGUAUAUCAGCUUGCUGCUUCCAAAAUCACUUCUAAUGCAAAAUCAGUUGGCACACCUUUGUGGAACUAUAUAGAAUUGAUAGCUUCCAAACACCAAGUGGCAAUAGUUUUCCUUUUUAAAUUCUGCAAAUUUCGGUAAUGAAUUCACUAAGCACAAGAUUAGUUUCACCUUAAUAUACAUGUUAAAUUUCUUUUGCAUGUUAAAGUAGCUUUUAGCUUAAAAUAAAAUGCUGGGAAUUUUACUGGAAAAUACUGCAGACUUUAUUUUCAGAUGUUGAAGUGCUUCUAAAUGUUAAGUGUGGGUUAUCCAUAUGCUUGAUAACUGGUUACCUUGCUCCUUUUUUCCCCCAAAAGUGCAUUAAUCAGGAUGCAUUUUGCAAAUCACCUCGACAAAUGACUGAAGUAGUGUGUGUACACUAAUAUCAUGUUAGUCUAGCUCUGCUGUUGCACAAUAUGUAAUUAGUUAAUUGAUUUUUCCACCUCCUGAGAUGGUGGAUUGUACCUUAAGAGUUGAUUUCCAACUGUGAUUUAAUCUGGUUAUAAAUUGGCAUGACUCAAUUUCUUUUCUGAGCCAGAGAGCAGUGCACCACAAUAAAGCAUUUUGAAACCUUGCUCCUGCUUAAAAACAUUGAACUGUUUAAAAGGCAAUAAAUAUAGCCCUGGUGGAACUUUGCCUUACUUGGUAAUGCAUUUGAACACUGGUUAGAUGGAUAAUUGCACGUUGUAAGACUAGAUGAGAUGUUUUGAAAUGUGUUUAGAUGGAGUAGCUAUAUCCAAACCAAUUGAGUGCCUUGCAUGAAACGUUACAAGUGUGAGUCUAUUUAGAAUAGAUUUUCCCUUGUAGAUGCAAGUAUAGUUUGCCACAAAGCAUGGGGUUUCUGGUACAACUUUCAUAGUACUGACUUGUAUACAUUAAACAAUGUACAGCCUAAUGAAAUGUUGAUUUAUUAAUGGAUUGAAAUAUUUAUACUUUGAGCCAUCUAAACUGCCUUUCCCUGUUUUUGAACUUUUGAUCUUUGCAAUAAAGCCAUAAAACACCACCUA